Messenger RNA from Drosophila innubila, 2762 nucleotides. RefSeq names its product histone acetyltransferase KAT2A (gene Gcn5). The record is from RefSeq and is a predicted model, not a curated record. Gene Ontology annotation, molecular function: protein binding; histone H3 acetyltransferase activity. Gene Ontology annotation, cellular component: nucleus; histone acetyltransferase complex. Gene Ontology annotation, biological process: chromatin remodeling; positive regulation of transcription by RNA polymerase II. The coding region runs from base 257 to 2698 and encodes 813 amino acids. The transcript has 3 exons. Lineage: Eukaryota; Metazoa; Arthropoda; Insecta; Diptera; Drosophilidae.
UAUAUCUGUAGAAAUGCAAAAUAAAAUUAAAAACGAUUCGACAAUUACACUGAAUAGCCAACAUAUAUAGAAAAACAAUAUUAAUUGUGGAAUUGUGGCCAACAAUAGAAAUUGCGUUUUAACACUUAUCGAUAUUUUGUUGGUCUUGUCAAUUGUUUCAUAAUUUCACCAUCCCUCGUCAGCAUUUUCGCAUAUUGUGAAAUCUGAAGUAAAUAAUUAAUAUUUGCAGAACAAGACCAAUAGCAAUCUAGAAGGCAUGUCUGGCGGCCCGGCAAUAACCCUGAAAAGCCAACCAAUUGAUGGAAGCAAUAGCAAUAGUGGAAAUGCCGCUGGUCAACAGCAACAAUCUGCGAACGGAGCAGCGUCCGCAUCCGCGUCCGCGUCGUCUUCUGCUUCGCAAGGUGCAGCUGCCAGUGCACCACCAGCUCAGGAGGGAACUCGUCAGAAUAGCUUGCAGCGUAUUCAGCAGCGAAAGCAAAAGGUAUUCAAUCUGCCAGAGGCACAGAAAUUGGCCAAGCUGUCCAUGUAUUCUGCCUGCCAAGCCGAAGGCUGUCGUUGCACUGGAUGGAAGACACCACAGGAGAACAGGCAUCGCGAUGUGGAAUCAUCCUACUGUCCGGAAUUCAGUGAGGAGUGCCGCAACGUUAGUUGUCGCCAUCCAUUGAGGACUCACAUUGCUCAUCUUACGGAAAUCUCGCGAUCGAGCAUGGAUGAUCUUCUAGGCGCCAUCAUUGACAUGGAGAACCUAUUUAUGUCCAUGCAGCGUGUAGAGGACGAGGAUACCAAAAAGGUGUAUCUGUAUCUGUUUAGGCUGCUUCGUCAAUGUGUCCUGACACGCCAGCAGGCUGUUAUACGUGGUCCUCUGGGAGAUCCACCAUUCGAGUCGCCGUGUAUAACAAAGGCAGUGUUAUCCUUGGUCUUCUACAAGUAUAACCAUUUGAAUCCCACUGAGCUGCAGACCAUGACUGAGGUGGCCAAGACAUUUUUGAAUUUCUUAAAUCAUUAUAAUUUCGAGUCGCCUUCCGCCCGUCGUGGCGAUUUGACCUUAACCCAUGAGGAUGCAUCGACCUAUAAAAUCAAUUAUACACGCUGGCUGGUAUUUUGUCAUGUGCCCGCUUUUUGCAACUCUCUGCGUCAGUUUGAGACCUCAUUGGUAUUUGGACGCACACUGCUGCGCACCGUCUUUCAAUACAUGUCCCAGCAGUUGAAAAAGAAAUGCAUCUCCGAACGCGAUCGUUUUCCAGAGGACAAACGCUCGAUCAUCACUCAAAUGCCCAAAUUUCUGGAGGCAUUGCGGGCCGAGUUGCUGAAAGAUGAUUCGCCCAUCUGGGAUUCAAGCUACAGGCCACCAAAUUCAUUUGUCAUCCAACAGAGGAAGCGACAUCAGGAAGUGGCGCCGACAGCAGGCAUUUCGAAUGCUGCUGCUGCUUCCUCCGCCGGCACCAAUAAACGUUCAUCCGUUGGAGAACCACUUCAUAAGAGGCCAAAAAAGGAAGUACCGGAACGUUGUAGCAGUGAGAAUCUGGAUGAUCUACCUGUUGAUGUUGUAACGCGUGCCAUGAAAGCGGUUUCGGAAUCAAAGACAACCAAUAAAGCUGAGAUUCUAUUUCCUGUUAAUGUUUCACGUGAUGAGAAUGUCAAGGCCGAGGAGCAGAAGCGCGCCAUUGAGUUUCAUGUUGUGGGCAACUCGCUGACAAAACCCGUGGAUAAGCAGACAAUCCUUUGGCUCCUCGGACUGCAGCUUGUCUUCGCGCAUCAGCUGCCCGAGAUGCCGCGCGAAUACAUAAGCCAGCUGGUGUUUGAUACCAAACAUAAGACAUUGGCUCUGAUCAAGGAAAACCAGCCAAUUGGCGGAAUAUGCUUUCGCCCGUUUCCAUCGCAAGGAUUCACGGAAAUUGUGUUCUGCGCCGUCACAAUGGCGGAGCAAGUCAAGGGAUAUGGCACUCAUUUAAUGAAUCACUUAAAGGAUUAUAGCAUACAGCGUGGCAUUAAACACUUGCUCACUUUUGCCGAUUGCGAUGCCAUUGGAUAUUUCAAAAAGCAAGGCUUUUCAAAAGACAUUAAACUAGCUCGUCCCGUUUAUGCUGGUUAUAUCAAGGAGUAUGACAGUGCCACACUUAUGCACUGUGAACUCCAUCCAAGUAUUGUGAAUACACAAUUUAUUGCUGUAAUUCGCAAUCAAAGUGAGAUCCUUAAGGAACUCAUCGCUCAACGACAUAACGAGGUUCAAAAAGUUCGUACUGGCUUAACAUGUUUCAAGGAAGGAUUGCCAUCGAUACCCGUUGAAUCUAUACCCGGCCUACGGGAAAUCGGAUGGAAGCCACAAAUGCGUCCAGUGCGAGCUUCCCGUCCUCUGGAAGAAUCGUCAGAUCCAGAAAAGCUGGCCACCUCAUUUGGAUCUGUAUUGCAAUCUGUGCGUCAACAUGCCACAGCUUGGCCAUUUUUACGCCCAGUCACUGCAGCAGAAGUUCCAGACUAUUACGAUCAUAUCAAGUAUCCAAUGGAUCUUAAGACAAUGGGCGAGCGUUUAAAGAAAGGCUACUAUCAGACACGUCGCUUAUUUAUGGCCGAUAUGGCGCGUAUUUUCUCAAAUUGUCGCUUCUACAAUUCCCCCGAAACUGAGUAUUACCGAUGUGCCAACUCCCUCGAGCGUUAUUUCCAAACUAAAAUGCGUGAACUGGGACUGUGGGACAAAUGAUGUGAUGAUGAUAUUUCUCAUUUACCUAGCUUGAACUGAAUAUAUCUUAAUAUCUUACUAUGUA